UAUUGGAAGUGCACCUGGUGCACCGCUUCCGCUAUUAACAUCAGCCGGAGGUGUUUUGGGGAAGUUAAAGCUUCGGGGGGAUUUCUUAUAAUUAUUUAUUUUAUUAUAAAGGAAUUAGUAAAAAGCGCCGUUUUUGUUAUAAGGUAAAAACUUUGUAAAAGCGGGGGUUAAUUUGUUUGAGGGCUUGAAUGAUGGUGUUACACGGACACUGUCUGUAGCAGAAAGCUAAAGGAGCUAAGGGCCACAUGCAAAGGCAUUACUAUCCAAGGGAAGAGAAAUCGAUUCGGCGCAUGCUUCCCGCCACUGUUUUAAACCACUGACGCCAAAAUGCCAGAUCAGCAGCCGAGCCCUCCCUCAUUGUCUCAGGUGUGUGUGUGUGAGGGUCAGCGAUGCUGACGCUGGCAAGUAAGCUGAAGAAGGAGGAGGGGAUGAGCAGAACGACGUCAGGCUCCAACGAGGCCCCGCACAGAGUGUCCAUACGAGACCGUCUCCUUAUUAAAGAAGUUGCAGACCUCGAGGCGAAUCUUCCUAAUACCUGUAAGGUCCUGUUCCCUGAUGUGAAUAAACUCCAUCACUUUCAGCUCACCAUUUCUCCAGAUGAAGGAUAUUAUCAGGGAGGAAAGUUUCAAUUUGAAAUAGAUGUUCCUGAAGCAUAUAACAUGGUGCCUCCAAAAGUGAAGUGCUUGACGAGAAUAUGGCACCCAAACAUUGCAGAGACGGGAGAAAUCUGCCUGAGCUUACUGCGUGAGCACUCAAUCGAUGGCACAGGUUGGGCUCCAACACGUACAUUAAAGGAUGUCGUAUGGGGGUUGAAUUCACUAUUUACCGAUCUUCUUAACUUCGACGAUCCACUAAACAUAGACGCAGCAGAGCACCAUCUACGGGACAAGGACGACUUUAGGCGCAAAGUGCAGGACUUCAUCAAAAACUAUGCAAGAUGAUGCGCACCAACCUGCAGUUAUACUGCCGAGACCCACCGAGAUGAAAAAUCCCGCAGCAUUUACACGACGGGAAGACGAGAGAAUGAAGGAUUCUGUGGAUCUCGAAUCUUCAGCAUGAACUUAAACAAACUAAAAAGUUAAAUAAAUAAAUAAAUAAAUAAAUAAAUAAAUAAUAGGGGGUUGAUUUGGGAGGGUUUUUUUCAGGAUUUCUUCGUUUACUUUUUAAUUAUUGCUCAGGGCUCGUUUGCCGCGGAAGCCCACAAUCGCUGCCACAAAGCUGGUUCUGCAUCAUACAGUUAACAAUAAUAUUAUUAUUAUUAAUAACAUAAAAAUAAAAUUAUUCAAUGCAAUGUUAACAAAAAAAAAAAGACAAGCGCUCUCUGUUCCCUCACGCUAGCGAUAACAGCACAAACCCGCACGCGCUGAUUUAUAGUUUUACGUCUGACGUCCAGCAGUAGUGCUCACGGCCGCUCCUAAUUUUGCAAGGAAACACACGCUAAAACACGUCUGGAGCCUCACACUGCUUGAUGUGUGUACGAUAUAUACAGUAUAAAGCCACACUCCCCAGUUCCCUGAUCCUCUGACUGAGUAAAGAGAGAUGUGUGUAAACUCCG
Messenger RNA from Clarias gariepinus (North African catfish), 1555 nucleotides. RefSeq names its product ubiquitin-conjugating enzyme E2F (putative) (gene ube2f). The coding region runs from base 390 to 941 and encodes 183 amino acids. The record is from RefSeq and is a predicted model, not a curated record. NCBI's taxonomy places the organism in Eukaryota, Metazoa, Chordata, Actinopteri, Siluriformes, Clariidae. Gene Ontology annotation, molecular function: NEDD8 transferase activity. Gene Ontology annotation, cellular component: nucleus. Gene Ontology annotation, biological process: protein neddylation. The transcript has 11 exons.